AUGGACCGAUACUGUGUAGCUUUGUUGCUGCUGUCUUUAUCCACCAGCGAUGCCUACAAAUUCCUUGUUUACUCUCCAUUAUUUGGCUACUCCCACACACAUUUCAUGGGAGCUAUAGCGGAUACCCUCACGGAAAGGCCGGACACGAGUAAUUUGAUAUCCGACGAUGCUCUAAUGAAACGAUUGGCUGAUGAGAAGUUCGACGUCGGCAUCGCUGAAGCCUUCAGUAUUUGUGGUUUGGGAAUAUUCGAGAUUUUGAAGAUCCCGUCAUCAAUCUCCACAUUUUCUGGUGUACAUUCGGACAUCACAUCGAACAGCAUAGGAGAACCAAUAACACCGAGCUAUGUUCCUGGCGAGAGCCAUGGCAACCAAAGGAGACCGUAUGAACCUCAUCGAUCGCAUGAAAAACGUGUU
This is a messenger RNA of Ostertagia ostertagi, 414 nucleotides long. NCBI's taxonomy places the organism in Eukaryota, Metazoa, Nematoda, Chromadorea, Rhabditida, Trichostrongylidae. The record is from the annotation of a GenBank genome assembly.